AUGGAAUAUCGCUUUAAAGUUGUUCUUCUCGGUGAAGGAGCUGUAGGAAAGUCAUCUCUCCUCCUACGUUAUGUUGAAAAUAAGUUCGUUGCCCAUCAUAAUUCAACAAUACAGGCUUCUUUUCUUUCAAAAUCUAUAACUAUUGAUGACAAAAUGAUAGAGUUAAAUAUAUGGGACACUGCUGGGCAGGAGAAGUAUCAUGCUUUAGGCCCAAUCUAUUACAGAGGGAGUCACGGAGCUUUGCUAAUCUAUGAUAUCACAGAUCAACAGUCCUUCGUCAAGGUGAAAGUAUGGGUCAAAGAACUUCAGCGAGCUUUGGGCGAUUCAGUUUCUCUUUUCAUCAUCGGCAACAAACUUGACUUAGAAAGCAAUAGGACUAUCAAUUAUGAAGAAGCAACGGAAUAUGCGAAAUCUGUAGGUGCUUCGUAUGCCGAGACGUCAGCAAAAGAAAACCUUGGAAUUUGCAAUGUGUUCGAAGAACUAUGUAGAGCUAUGCUAGAAGCUGCUAAAGAGAAUCCUAAUAAUAACCGAGGCAACGUAAGCAAUACACGAAGGACGAUCGAACUAAUGGAUGAUGAGCCAUCGUCUAGGAAAAGCAAGUGUUGCUAA
Molecule: messenger RNA, 609 nt
Organism: Auanema sp. JU1783
Lineage: Eukaryota; Metazoa; Nematoda; Chromadorea; Rhabditida; Rhabditidae
Source: the annotation of a GenBank genome assembly